This is a messenger RNA of Arachis ipaensis, 1056 nucleotides long. The record is from RefSeq and is a predicted model, not a curated record. NCBI's taxonomy places the organism in Eukaryota, Viridiplantae, Streptophyta, Magnoliopsida, Fabales, Fabaceae.
AUGCAUUUUGAUGAAGCUUCGGUUGAUAAAAUCAUUAGAACCCCAGUAAGUAUUUUUGGAAUGGAGGAUAGGUUCAGCUGGCCUUUCAGAUCGGAUGGCAAUUACACUAUCAAGACGGGAUAUCAUAUUGCUAGGAAUGAAAGGAGCUUCGGUAAUAAUAACCCAUCUACCAGUGAAGACCUAAAAUACUUAUGGCGGGAAAUUUGGAAAUUAAGAGAACCAGAGUCCACUGAGCAUGCAUUGCUGCUAUGUCCCUGGACAAGGGCAGCUUGGUUUGGGGCUCAAAUUCAAUGCUGUCCUACGACCCUAACAGUUUCUUCUUUUGGGAAGUGGAUGAUGGAUCUUCUAGGAAAUAUAAGGCUGAAUGUAGGGGAUAAUUACGAUCUUUACAGCAGUAAGCUUGGUUUUCUAGUUUGGGAGAUCUGGAAAGCGAGAAAUCUAGCAGUAUAUCAGAAGACCAAUCCUAAUCCUAUAAUGGUGAUUCGCAAGGCUAAACUAAUGGAAUUGGAAUUUAUGGAAAUGACAGAGGUACCAGCAAAGGUUUCAACUAAUGUAACAACAACAGGCAGCAGGGUUACCUGGAGACCACCACUGGAAGGUUGGAUUAAAUGCAACGUUGAUGCAGCAUUUGUUGAAGCACAAUCUUUGGGAGCUAUGGCAGCGGUGUUCAGAGACCGCAACGGAACCCUUCUCUCAGGAAUUAACUCCUCCAUAGUCGCCACUUCGCCAUUAGCUAUGGAGGCAUUAGCGGUUAAGGCAGCUUUAAUUAUUUCACAGAAUUUUCAAAUAGAGAAAGUUAUCAUAGAAUCUGAUAAUCAGAUACUCAUCCAGGCACUAAAGUCACAUGCAUCAAUUGCAGAAAUUCAAGUUAUACUACAGGACAUAUUACACUUAGCAAGAGGGAUUCCAAGUUACGGUUUUACCUGGGUACCCAGAGAAGCAAACUCAUUAGCCCAUGAAGUGGCAAAACUCACAGGUCAGGGAUCUCUCCACCAGAAUUGGAUCACAUAUAACCCAUUGUCCAUCAAGAACAUUCUUCGAAAGGAUAAUUCUUGA